AGCUCCUUGGAACAUUAUAGAAAUGAACCAUUCAGAUUGUUGUGGCAUCUUUUAAAAUGGCAACCCUCUUUUUGACGUAAAUUACGGACGGCAAAACAAACACCAGGCUAAACUGCGUAUGAAUAAAGCCGAACAAGCUGGAAAAUUACGCUUCCUAAGGCAAUGGCAGCGUCUUCAUCGUCCUCCUCUGCGGGAGGUGUAAGCGGUAGCUCGGUAACGGGCUCUGGAUUCAGCGCUUCAGAGCUCAUCCCUCCCAGAAAAGUUCUCUACACUUAUCCUAAAGGAGCAGGAGAGAUGAUGGAAGAUGGCUCUGACAGAUUUUUAUGCGAGUCUGUGUUCAGCUACCAAGUUGCCUCCACGCUAAAACAGGUUAAACAAGAUCAACAAGCAUCUAGAAUGGAGAAACUUGCGAGCCUUGUGGAAGAGCUAGAAGCAGACGAAUGGCGUUACAAACCAAUAGAGCAGCUACUAGGAUUCACACCGUCCUAGACAAAGGCAUUAGGAUGCUUUUUGUGGAAUAAAUCAGCCAAACAGAAUGAAGACAAACAGAAAUGUUUUAUUCUGUCUCACAUGUAAUACUUUUUUCUGUAAGAGUUUACACUGUAACAUAGAACUAAAGGUUAUUUCAACAUGUUAAACGUAAAAUGUUUUUGUUUUAUAUUUUGCACAAUUUUGUGUUUACCUUUUUUAAACCUAUAUUCAAUGAUGUGUACCACCCAAACUAAAAUACCUUUCAGCUUAAUCUUAUAACUACUCAACUUGUAAUAUUAGUUAAUAGUCAUAAUAGGUCUUUCAUCUCAUUUAGAAUAAUAAACUGAUUCUUGACAGGC
Molecule: messenger RNA, 830 nt
Organism: Gambusia affinis (western mosquitofish)
Lineage: Eukaryota; Metazoa; Chordata; Actinopteri; Cyprinodontiformes; Poeciliidae
Gene: anapc16
Product: anaphase promoting complex subunit 16
Exons: 4
Coding region: 163-489 (108 amino acids)
Biological process (GO): protein ubiquitination
Cellular component (GO): cytosol; anaphase-promoting complex; kinetochore
Source: RefSeq, a predicted model, not a curated record